This is a messenger RNA of Pungitius pungitius (ninespine stickleback), 862 nucleotides long. It is a transcript of the gene sf3b6, whose product is annotated as splicing factor 3b, subunit 6. The coding region runs from base 124 to 501 and encodes 125 amino acids. Gene Ontology annotation, cellular component: nucleus; cytoplasm. The record is from RefSeq and is a predicted model, not a curated record. Gene Ontology annotation, molecular function: mRNA binding. Lineage: Eukaryota; Metazoa; Chordata; Actinopteri; Perciformes; Gasterosteidae. The transcript has 4 exons.
ACAACCGGAAGCUGCGUAACCACCGGAAGUUACCGCUGCCAUUUUGACACCGGGAAGAGCGGAGAGCUCGGAUACUGCGUGUUUGUUUUCGUCAGUCUUAAACCCGCAUAAAACGAUUUCACCAUGGCUAUGCAAGCAGCAAAACGCGCGAAUAUACGACUGCCCCCGGAGGUGAACAGAAUCCUGUACGUCAGGAACCUUCCCUACAAAAUCACAGCUGAGGAAAUGUAUGAUAUCUUUGGGAAAUAUGGACCAAUCCGCCAAAUCAGAACAGGGAACACGCCUGAAUCGAGAGGAACAGCGUAUGUGGUUUAUGAAGACAUCUUUGACGCCAAGAAUGCCUGCGACCAUUUGUCAGGCUUCAAUGUCUGCAACCGUUACCUGGUGGUCCUCUACUACAAUGCAAACAGAGCUUUCCAGAAGAUGGACACAAAGAAGAAAGAGGAACAGCUGAAACUUCUAAAAGAGAAAUACGGCAUCAACACAGACCCCCCAAAGUAGAGUUGUGGAAAAACCACCCUCACUUCUGGCUCGAAAUCCUUCUUUCCAUCUGUACAAACGUUCCUUCGCUUACACCAGUAGUCAAUUUAAUGAUUCUCCUGUUAAAUGUUCUUUUUUAUAAUGAUUGUUUUAAAAGGGGGAUUUUCUUUUUCAGUAUUUCCAUCAUCAAAUCUCUGAACACCUCUGGCGGUUGGGUAGCUGUUGAUUUUUAACAAAACAAACUCUUCAAGAGAGCCCAGUGUGACAAGGAAUGGCUUGUAUACUUAACACAAACACACAUGAAAUCUAUCCGUGACCCAGCAGUGUGUCAUUCAUUUGAGUUGAUUAUAUGGUUUCUGUAAAAUAAAUGCUCCUAUUCUAA